UUGAAUUUCCAGCAGUCCUGUUAAACACCUCAACGGGAGAGAUUGAAUCUGAGUUCCACACAUACGUCCAGCCCCAGGAGCAUCCUAUUCUCUCUGAAUUUUGUACAGAACUGACUGGUAUAACGCAGAAUCAAGUUGAUGAUGGGGUCCCUCUAAAUAUUUGUUUGUCACAAUUUUUGAAAUGGAUUCAAAAGAUACAAAAGGAGAAGAAAAUUAUAUUCAGUACAGAUAUUCUAGGUAAUUCUACUUCCGAAGCAAAAGCGUGUACCUUUGUUACUUGGACAGACUGGGACCUGGGAGUGUGUUUGCAGUACGAGUGUAAAAGGAAGCAGCUGCGAAAACCUGACAUUUUAAAUUCCUGGAUUGAUCUCAAAGCAACAUACAGGGCCUUCUAUAAUAGGAAGUCUAAAGGGCUAAAUGGUGCUUUGCAGGAUUUGGGGAUGGCUUUUGCAGGACGGGAACAUUCCGGGUUGGAUGAUUCUCGGAAUACUGCCCGACUUGCUUGGAGGCUGAUUUGUGAUGGUUGUGUGCUGCGGGUUACUAAAUCUUUGGAUAAGGUGAGUGUCCACGUUGUGCCUAGCAGCAGCUCAAGGACUCAGUUACACGCUCAAUCCCAAAGCUCUUCAACAGCAUCUACUGACAGAGUUCCUGUUCCUCUUGGGCAGGCUCAGCAGUGUCCCAGUACUGUACCAACAGGCAUUUGGCCAGGACUGAGCAAUGGGCAACCUCUGAGUGCAGCUCAGCACAGCCCUCCAGUACACAGGUCAGGACUAGUGCUCGUCUCCACUACCAUCCCCUCAGUCAGUGUCUCCAGUGAGGAGAUCAGCACUAGUUCUGAUUGCCUAUCUCUGCUGACGGACUGGGAAGAUGUCGCUUUAAUACCAGAAUCUCAGUUUGAACAAAAUUCAGAACGUGUUCAAUUCAAAGAUGACUCAAAUACAGAUAUUUUAACAGUGUGUGAGGAGAAAACAAUGUUGAAACAAUUGUCCGUGGUGAGUUCAGAUCAUCAAAGUUUGGAGAAAACCCUAAUACCUAUGGCACCUCUGAAAUCUAUCAUUUGCAGAAGUCCUGAUCCUACUGUCUAUAGUGCAGGAAGAGGACAAAGGCAGACUUUGAAUCUUUCAGCUUUUAAGUUACCAUCUCUAAAUGUAAAUGCUGUUUCAGCACAAUCAGCAUUAACUGGAAACUAUUCUACUCCUUUGGAGGUUCCUAAAAGAAAGCCAACUAGUCCAAAAACGUUCCCACCGGCAAAAAAACAAUCUUUUGCUGUAUAUCAAGAGAAAACUGUAUCUUUUGAUCAUUCCCUACCUUUAGGAAACUUAAAUUUGCCCAAAGCAUCUCCUGCCAUUCUGAACUCCAUGGUCAACUUGAAUCAGUCUGCAAGAGCUGUGAAAAAUGGAAAACCAACUCCCCCUCUGUGUAAGUGUGGUCGGAGAGCUAAGAAACUGAACGUGUCAAAUGCUGGUCCAAAUCAUGGCAGAGCAUUUUUUUGUUGUCCUGUUGGCAAGCACGAAGGCAAUGAGAAAGGUUGUGGAUACUUCAAGUGGGAACAUGCACUUCUAAAAGAGAAAUCUAAUGGUCUUGCCCUGAAUGCAGAUGCUUUGACUUCUCUUGGAACUUACGCCAGUAAUUCCAGUCCUUAA
This is a messenger RNA of Leptosomus discolor (cuckoo roller), 1643 nucleotides long. The record is from RefSeq and is a predicted model, not a curated record. NCBI's taxonomy places the organism in Eukaryota, Metazoa, Chordata, Aves, Leptosomiformes, Leptosomidae.